Sardina pilchardus (European sardine) is the source of this 4188-nucleotide messenger RNA. RefSeq names its product insulin-like growth factor binding protein 3 (gene igfbp3). The transcript has 4 exons. NCBI's taxonomy places the organism in Eukaryota, Metazoa, Chordata, Actinopteri, Clupeiformes, Clupeidae. The record is from RefSeq and is a predicted model, not a curated record. Gene Ontology annotation, molecular function: insulin-like growth factor I binding; fibronectin binding; insulin-like growth factor II binding. Gene Ontology annotation, biological process: regulation of insulin-like growth factor receptor signaling pathway. Gene Ontology annotation, cellular component: extracellular region. The coding region runs from base 97 to 978 and encodes 293 amino acids.
GAAUCGCUUGCGCCACAGGGAUAGUGACAGACCACAGAAGUGACACGCGUAUUUUUAUUUCCGUGAAAUAAGCCCGAGUCCGCGUCCGUCGAGGGGAUGACUGGACUGUGCGCUCUCUUUUUGACGGCGCUGCUUGCGGCCUUCACCCGUUUCACGGAGAGCGUUGGGCCGGUGGUCCGUUGCGAGCCCUGCGACUCGCAUGCGCUGACACUGUGCAAGCCUCUGCUGCCGAGAGACUGCUCGGAGCCGGUGCGAGAGCCCGGUUGCGGGUGCUGCCUGACUUGUGCGCUCCGCGAGGGCCAAGCGUGCGGAGUUUACACGAGUCGCUGCGGAAGCGGUCUCCGCUGUCGGCUCCGGCCUCACGAGACCAGACCACUGCAAGCUCUGCUUGAAGGCCGGGGAGUGUGUACCCCUGUCUCAACAGAUAAAACACUCACGGGAGUAAUAUUGCCCACCGGCAAACACGACACCCCCGAGGAGUCCUAUCAGGAGGAGGCCAGCUCCAACCUGACCAUGAUGACGGUCACGUCGGCGGUGGCGACGGUUGCCGAGGAGCGUCCCCUGCAUCCUGCCGCGCCCGAGCACAAAACCCCGCCCCUACUCAGCAAGCUGGGCGUGGCCCGCAAAGAGAAGAACCGGAAGAGCCAGAGCUACCGCGUAGAGUCGGUGGGUGGCGACCUGCACACGGACACACACAACUUCAGCCUGGACACCAAGAGAGAGACGGAGUAUGGCCCCUGUCGCAGGGAAAUGGAGAGCGUGCUGAAAAGUCUUAAGAUCACAAACGUGCUGAACCCAAGAGGCGUUCACAUCCCAAACUGCGACCGCAGAGGAUUCUACAAGAAGAAACAAUGUCGUCCUUCAAAGGGUCGCAGGAGAGGCUACUGCUGGUGUGUGGACAAAUACGGCCAGCGAUUGCCCGGUUACGAUGGCAGAGACCAGGGAUCUUCCCACUGCCACAGCCUGGAAAAGAAGUAAAAUGUGGCGACAUGUCAUAGGAGAGAGAGAGAGAGAGAGGGAGACAGAGAAAGGGCUAGAGAUGUUUCAUUCUUUUGUGGACUCGGGAAAGAUAAACACACACUUAUAGGCGUAGUGUGUCUGUGUUUGUGUUUGUAUGUGUGUGUGUGUGCGCGUGCGUUUGUGUAUGUGGACCUGUUUUGUGUGUGUGCAUGUAUGUAUUUGGGUGUGUCCUUUUGGGGUUGGAUCAUGCAUAGCUCCUUUACAGGUUAACAGUCCCAUGGUGCUUAGCUCUUCCCAUGGCGCACUGGUGCUGAUGUAUCUCGGUGAGCUCCAUAGAGCCCGUUUUUGUUGGUGAUGUCAUGUCGGUCUUUUGACUGGCCAGUUUUGGUCUGGAGCUCUCACCCUUUGAUUGGUUGCCACUUCAGCUUUCUCCGAUCAGGUUGCGUAUUUGCUGAUUGUCCUCUGUCGUCCCGAUCACCAUUUACAGUUGUCAUGGCGGCAGCCCGUCCCCCUGUAGUGAGCACGCUCCAUCAGAGCAUACGCACUAAAUGCACUUUUCACGCUGUCCAAGAUGGCUGCGGUCACACAACCGUUAAGCCAUCCCCGGUGGCUCGCCACACUCCAGGAACUAAACGAGUUAACAUCCGAAAGGUUCCAUUGAACCUUCACCAGUCAGAAAUACCUUUGUUUUUAUUUAUUAGAUGUAUUUAUUCUUCAUACGAACACAUAAUGGUGAUAGAAAUCUUCCAUAAAAAAAUGUUGUUGCCAUUUAAGAAACGUGGAAAAAGAACUGGUUAGGAACCAACUUAUGAGGGUUAGAGCCCUGGAUUCAACCCUCUUUUGCAUUACAUCAGUUAUUAUGCAGUUUCAGCUCUGAAAUGCAGUUGUCUGCUCUAGAAUGCCCUUUUACGUGAUGCUUUUGGGGAAUACAUAAACACCUCUGCAAGGCUCUAAAUGUCUGUUUUCCGGAGAGUGUGGGUAGAUUGACAAAACAUGCAUUAGAUGCCACAUUAAGCAGAGUGCUACUUUUAGUCAGACAGGACAGCAUCCUUUAGAUAUUCAUCAACAGACAGCAUAGAGAUCAAAUAAUUUCUUUUGCACCUAGUCCAGCAGUUGUAUUACAGUAGUUGAAGGUUGUUAAUGAAAACUUUGGGACAUUGGCCUGUGUAUUUUACCUACCUUUACCUGUCCCAAACUUGGCAGUUCCUGACAAUUAUCAGAUUAAAUAUCCUCACCAUCAACAUGAGCGUCCGCAAUACAAAUAGCUGGCUAUGUGUUUUCAAAAGAAGCCAUGUGACAUUGGAUGUACUUCCCAUUUAGGCCAUACUGACAAUUAGAAGCCUACUGAUGUUCAACCCAGUGUCAAGCUGAAUGAGUGAGAAUUGAUUGGGACAUCAGAGAAAGAAAAUAUACCUCUAUCUUGACAAAAAGACCUAACUCCUUUGUGUUAUUGACCAAAGUCUCCAUGACUUCUUAAAAAAACAGUUAUGAUGCAUUUUACAUUUGAGGCGAGACACUGUUGUUACUGCUCUAACUGGCCAUGGAGGAAUUAGUUGCAGGCACCCCAUGACUUGGAAGACACUGCCAGCCUUAACGAGACCAGAGGGGUCUUUUGCCUUUUAAUUGUGGCGAUGCUGGUAUUAGACUUUGAAGUAGACUGGCCAGAAACACCACAUCACACUCAGUGCCUGAUGGCUCACAGUCUUGCAAAUGCGCGCGCGCACACACACACACACACACACACACACACACACACACACACACACACACACACACACACACACACAUGCCAUUACAGAUGUGCAUAGACACAUGCACCCCUUUGUCCUUGAAUCCUACACAUGACAUAUGGACGUCAGGCUCUAUCUUUUAUUUGUGCUCUACACCUGAUUUCCUGAUUGAAGACUUGAAAACGGAGGGAACCAAUGAGACUGCUGCCCAGUUGUUCAGGAGCAUGCAGUUUGCCAACCUGAAAUUAGCCCCUACCCUCCCAAAUACCCCCUCUUCCUUUCCCAAAAACAAAUAAUAUAAUAUAUAUAUAAAUAUAGAGAGAAAUAUAGAUAUAUAUUAUAAUGAUUAUGAUUAUGAAUAUAUAUGCAAGCUUAAAGCAGACUUUAGAAAAAUAUUUCUGGUGCUGACGUUUUCUUAGUUGGGUUGGCUUUGGGGGGGGAAGGCAAUCCUAAGAGUCUAAUCAUUGGCCCUCCAAUAUCUGUGAGUUUGUCCUUUUUAAAGUGAAUACAUAUUUUUUUUUUCUUUCUGGGGAGAUGUGUGUGCACUUCCUCAUGAGUCAGAAAAAGUUAUUUAUGUAAGAAAAGUAUAUAAGCUGAUCCAAACUCCACAUUUUUUUCUUAAAUAAAUAUAUAUUCAAUGGCAUGUUUGUUGCACAGCUGCUUUCAGUAGCUUGAGGUCAGUGUAUUUUCGGGGGACUAUAAUCACUAAAGAAUGUCUUUGACUUUUUUUUUAAUUUAUCAACAUUGAGCAUAGUCUUUCACUUUUUAUUGGGACAACUGAUCUUGGAACAGCUGUGUGGUUUUGUAUCAUCAAGCUGCUUCCUCUGUUAGCAUAAGCUUAAUGAAGUGCUUUCUGGUGCUACUUUUAGUUAAGCCGAGCAGCGCUAAUGCUUCAUCAAAGUGAAGGUCUUUGCCGAAUCUAAUAUUAGCUGGUCUGAAGCUGAGUCACGGAAUAAGCUAAUCUGAAACUAUGGAAAUGUAGACUAAAUGUAGCUGGGCUCUGAAGACAUGGGGAAGCUCAAUUCUAAGGGGUAACAUGUCUUCAUCAUGACUUCUCUAGUCUAAGUGCUUUACAAACUUUACUUUACUUGAUUAAGGAUAUACUGAGGUAGGCUACAGUAAUCUUUGCUACAGUUAAGCUAGGUGCAUGUGAAAAUAAAGGAAAAUAAGCAUGGCUAAUGCUAUGCUCAGGGGUUAGCUAUGCUAGAGCCAAAAUAUACACAUAACUAAGCUUACUUUAAAGCUAACACUGAGUUUAGUGAAGCUGUCAUAGCCCAUGUCUCUCUUUUGUGCAAUGCCAGGAUCUCUUCAGUCACGGGUAAUGGUGUGUUCUUUUGUUUUGUCAUCAUUUGAAAGAUUUUAAUUCAAUGAAAGCUUUUCAUGUUACUAAAGUAGUAAUUACACAUACUGUUUUCUUUGAAAGGAGAAUUGUACUUGUGAAAUAUCAUUUGUAUUUAAUGUCUUUUUUAAAUAAAUAAAAACAGACUAUUUUAAUUUA